This is a messenger RNA of Colletotrichum lupini, 663 nucleotides long. RefSeq lists its product as uncharacterized. The record is from RefSeq and is a predicted model, not a curated record. NCBI's taxonomy places the organism in Eukaryota, Fungi, Ascomycota, Sordariomycetes, Glomerellales, Glomerellaceae. The coding region runs from base 1 to 663 and encodes 220 amino acids. The transcript has 3 exons.
AUGCAGGCCAACGAAGAACCAUCUCAAGCUAUGUCUCCGAACGCUCAUCUUCAGCAGCGAGUUCCGAUGAUAUCCUCUGACCAGUGCCCUCCGGAUAACGUAAGUGAGGUGAACCGGUCGGUAUCGCGUCGUCCGCAAAGUCUGCCUCCAUUAUCUCACCCACCUUCUGCCGCCCAGACUCAUGAAUGGAUAUUGUUGAGCCCCGAAGCCGAGAUCAUGGCGAGUGAGAUAAGCCCAAUCUCACCUCACGAAAACUACGGCACCAAUCUUGACACACACCAACAUGAAGACCUCUCGAUUCCCGGCGCGGGGAUCCGGCGAAAACCCAUCAGUGUCACCACUCACCCAAGUGCACAACAGACACCAGAAGGACCUGACGAAGGCCCACAACCUACGAGUGCUAGUGCCGAAAGGCUCGAUGAAGCCAAGAGAGCCACGGAGACCUUGAAGCCGACUUGGAAAAUAUGGGCUCUCGAGAUAGCCUGCAUCGUACUGAGUACACUUCUCAUAGGCGUCAUCAUUGUCGUGCUUCUCAAGUAUGAUUCGCAAGUGCAACCGGAGUGGCCGUUCGAGGCUACACUGAACUCUUUCCUCGCAUUAUUCACCACCUUAGCGAAGGCUGCCUUCAUGAUCAAGCAAGCCGAGGAGCAUGGGGCUCUUUGA